Messenger RNA from Corythoichthys intestinalis (scribbled pipefish), 9648 nucleotides. It is a transcript of the gene slc22a23b, whose product is annotated as solute carrier family 22 member 23. The record is from RefSeq and is a predicted model, not a curated record. Bases 630 to 2540 code for a protein of 636 amino acids. Gene Ontology annotation, molecular function: transmembrane transporter activity. NCBI's taxonomy places the organism in Eukaryota, Metazoa, Chordata, Actinopteri, Syngnathiformes, Syngnathidae. The transcript is spliced from 10 exons. Gene Ontology annotation, biological process: transmembrane transport. Gene Ontology annotation, cellular component: membrane.
AACAUUCUAUGCGACCCUCUUUGGUUCAGUGUCCCAUUGACGUUACCGCAGCAUAUUCCGCGGCGUCUCUAAAUUAAGCAUCAAACGUCAACCGGCGAUGGGAGGGUGCCCGGAUCAAAAUUUGGACUUCUAGACCAAAGAGAUGCACGCCUUCGGAGGGGUCACGCGUUGGCCGCGAUUGAGACUUUUUGUGGCGCACAUGGACGACCUCGCAGCAGAUGUUUAGAUUGUAUUCUAUUCAUUGUACUCCCAAGAAAACGGCCUGGCUGGCCCAGAUCAACUUCACAUGGAGGGAUCCCACUGUGGGAGGUGUGCACAUGGAAUACAAAGCCCAUGCUUGCCCGAGUCCAUUCCUCUCAGGGUUAUUUCCCACAGCCUCCUGAAGCAUUGUAUCCACAAGGACUUCUCCCGGUUUAUCCAGGACCCCUCACGGACGAAAUGAGGACAUCUAUGCGCUGAUUUUUUAACUACACUACAGACAGUUUUUUUCUAUUCUAAGGAUUUUGUUGUUGUUGCUACAAUCAGGAUUUCUCUGUGGCGUGAGCCCCUUUGUGUCCAAAAAGGUUUUACACAGAGAGGAUUUGCUUCGCCGGCUGUUGCGCCCAGCUGCUCCGUGGGGACGGGCAGUAAUGGCAGCCGGUCGCCCGGAGGCACAGGACCACCCGCCCGAGAACGGCUUCACCCCAUUGGAUCACCCGCCACCCAGGCUGCUACCGCAUAUCGACGGCUCGGUUCUUCCGUCUCUCGGGGGGUUCGGGAGGCACCAGAAGCAGCUCGUAGUCCUGACCUGGAUACCGGCAUUGUUCAUCGGCUUUAGCCAGUUCUCGGAUUAUUUUCUCCUGGCACAGCCAAAUGGCACGUGUUUGCAACCUUUGGCGAACGACACCAAAUUGAACGUGGAAUCCUAUUCGGUACCUAGUACCGAAGAUGCAUCCGCGUUUCAACUCCAGUCCAACGGAACCGGGGAUGAAUACGGCGACGGCAGUGGAUUACUGUGCGCCUGCAAGGAGAGGACAUUGGAGCUCCACACGGGGCUUAGUCAGAAUGUGGUUACCAAGUGGAACUUGGUGUGUGAUUCAGCCUGGAAAGUCCAUAUUGCCAAAUUUUCUCUUCUUGUGGGUUCCAUAAUAGGCUACCUAGUGAUGGGUGUCAUGGCCGACUGGUUCGGUCGACACCCAGUGUUGAUUCUCUCUGUGCUCUUCAUGCUGGUGUUUGGUUUGAGUGUUGCCUUCUCUAUAAAUGUCACCAUGUUCAGCACCUUGCGUUUCUUUGAGGGUUUCUGCUUGGCGGGCCUCGCUCUCUCUCUCUACGUGCUCAGGGUUGAGCUUUGCUUGCCUGCCUGGCGUUUCUCCAUGACCAUGGUGGCCAGUUUCCUGAUGGUCGGAGGACAGCUACUGAUGCCCGGUGUGGCUGCUUUGUGCCGCAAUUGGCCACAUCGAGAUGACUGGCAGGUCCUGCAGAUCGUUAUAAUAAGCCCUUUCGUGUUGAUGUUGCCCUACGUCUGGAUUUUUCCUGAAUCAUUACGGUGGCUGUUGACCACCCAGCACUACAGACGCUCAAAAACUAUGAUGCUGCGCAUUGCAAGAAAGAACCAGAUUGAUUUGGCAAGCGAACCUAGCGGAGUUUUCACAGAGCUAGAACAGGAGCUGCACAAGAAACCGCACAGAACCUGCAUCGUGAAAAUGAUGAGCACAAGGAACCUGUGGAAAAACAUUGUGGUUCUGUGUGUCAACUCGCUGACAGGAUACGGGAUACACCACUGCUUCGCUCGCAGUAUGAUGGACCCCGAGGCCCAACCCACUGCUUUGUGCCACACAGACUACUACACCAUGGCCGGCAUCGCUGUGGCAACAUGCUUGGCACUGUGCCCCAUGGUCGGACUCAUGGGUCGACGAGGAGGGCUUCUUACCUUCAUGAUCAUCACGGCCCUUGCAUCACUAUUGCAGCUAGGCUUGCUCAAUUUGAUUGGAAAGUACAGUCUUCGUCAUGAUACAGUUCUGCGAGAUAGCCUAAAAAGGAAAUUCUCUGUGGCCUUCUCCAUCAUUGGCAUGUUCUCUUCUCAUGCUGUCAGCACUCUCAGCAUCUUCUUUUGUGCUGAAAUCACACCAACUGUUAUCAGGGGCGGGGGUCUAGGCCUGGUGUUGGCUAGCGCUGGCUUUGGGAUGCUCACUGCGCCCAUCAUGGAACUCCACAACCAGAAGGGCUACUUCCUGCAUCAUGUGAUCUUCGCAUGCUGCACGCUGCUGUGCAUCAUUUGCCUGCUACUGCUCCCCGAGCCGCGGGGUCAGCCACUGCCCGAGACCCUGGCCGACGGAGAGACGUUCACCAGGCAAACAUUGCUCCAUCCGGGCGAGCAGCACCUUCUUCUCGCCAAGAGCGACAGGGACUAUUCCCGCGUGCACGACACGCCCCUUCACAUGUCCGCCACGGGCGGCGCUACUGUUGCAGCAGCCACCGCUCUGGCAGCGGUACCUGCCUCAUACUCCUUGGCGACUGGUGGUGAGGUGAUUGGCAACCAUGCAAUGGCCAAUGGGGUUUGAGCAUAACUGCAAUGAGUUGCUCUGCAAUUAAUUCAAGGCCAUUUUAAUUUGUAAUUUAACUAUUUUGAAGGGAACAACUACUCGUUAUAAACCAGAUGAUCUUUACACAAAGUGAGGUUGGAAUACUGACGAGAGUAACUUUCUAAUUUGUAGGAAAAUGAUCAAUUCAAGAAUUGCCAAAAUGUAAAGUGGUGUGAUAAAGUUUGGGCACCCCUGACAAUUUCAAAUAUUCCUUUUGUAAAUCACGGGGUGUUUGGAUCAGCAACUUUGUUUCUACAACUGAUGGACAGAGUAAUAUUUCAGAAGUGAAAGCGAUUUUUAUGGUCUAACAGAAGAGCACAAUGUGCAUCAAAACAAAAUUAUACAUGUGUAUUUGUAAUUUGGGCUCCCCAACAGAAAAAAUAUUCAGUAGAUCUAUCUGUUGCCAUACAAACAACUUCUAGUUGUUUAUUUGGACUUAUAAAAUGUUUCUGAAUAGAAUUAUUUUGGACCAUUCCUCCUUACAAAACAUCUCCACUUCAGUUGAAUUUGAUGAUCGGCAAGCAUGGACAGCCGCUUUAGAUCAUCCCACAAAUUUUCAACAAUAUUUAGGCCUUGCGCAUUCGCGGAGGCCAGGCCCUCCUGGUGGCCAAAAAGUUUCAUAGCUUGCAAUUGACUUUCCAAUAUAUGAUUUAAAAAUUAAAAGUUUUCCGGUAAAAUAUUGUCUAUAAAAGUCGUAAAGCAAUAAAACAAACAACAAAAACGAAUGAAAUGAACAAAUAUAUAUAUAUAUAUAUAUAUAUUGGGUCAAAAUGAUUUUUUUAUCAGAUCAUGUGACUAGCACCUUAAACGUCAUUUGCUUUGCUUAGCCAAAACCACCCGAUGACCGAAGAAGCAAGAUGGAUACACGUAAUUUUUUCAAACCUAAGCUUUCAAAAGCGACAACAACUACAGAGCAAGAACCAAGGAUUGUAAAUAUGGACCAUGAAACACCAGAUAGCACCGCCAAAAUGGUGAGUGGAGUUUCAAUUUGCCCCACCAAAGACUCUUUUUGUACAACUGAGCCAUCACCGCUGUCUUGCCACUGUAGUUACCCCCGUCAAAAAUUGUAUCCUCUGGCCGCGGGAGCGCAUGCACACACAUUAGUUAUGAGUUAUGUUAACUUAAACAAUUAUUUGAAGCCGGAAAAGAACCACAGUUAUAUAUUUUGGACAUCAACGUUUAUUAAACUGGACAAACUCCAUACAGGACAUGAAUAACAGUAAUAACAGUUGUAGGUUAUCCUACAAGUCAAACAGUAAAACGUUACUUUUUUUUACAUUCAAUACACGUUACGUUAUACGACAGAAAUAAAAGCUUUUUUUUUUUUUUUUUUUUUUUUUUUUUUAUGGAUGGGCCAUGUUUUAAAACCUCGUAGAUAACUACAUCACAAAAACACGGAAAUGAAGCAAAUCAAUGCAGCGCAGUGGCUCCGCCUUCCCUGAAUGCACUAUAGUGGCUCUGCCCAGGGGAUACAAUUUUUGACGGGGGUAACUACAUUGGCACGACACCGGCGGGCAGAGGCGUAGCAAGGGUCCCCGGGGGCCCCAGGCAACAAGCAACAUGGGGCCCUUCGAGCGUGUGCAAGUAAUCGGGACAGUUGGACUUGGAGCAAUAGAAGAAAGACUAGCAACACAAAAAUACCACCAUCGGAUGCGGAGGUAUUUAUACCUUUGUGCGAAAUCAGUAGUCAGAUUGGCCCUACGACCCACCAAAUUCAAAUUAUUCCCUAAAAACCAGUGAUUGGUGGACUACCGACAAAAUGAGUACUAAAUUUGCUAAUAAAAUAGUUUAGGAUUAUUUUAGAUGCAUAUAUGUUAUAUUCUUCUUAUAGAGUAUUCGACGAGGAAUACGAUAGGCCCAUUAAUACUUUUUUUGGGAAAAAUCCCCAUUUGUUUAAGUAGUCACAUGAAUAAUGAGGUGGCCUGUGAAAAUCAACGUAAAACAACUCGAUAAGGACUUUCCAGAGAGGACUUGGUGAAUCAGUCUUUAAACAAUCAUGUGGUAUUAAUAGCUGAUUGGACUUUCUUAAACAUGUAUAAUCUAUGUGACAUGGUUAGUGCUGAUUGGGAUUGAUAACAGAAUGGUUAGAUAAUCUGCGAAAUGAUUCCAUGGUAUUGAAACACUCCCUACACUUGUCGCAGCGACAAGUGUAGGGAGUAAAUCUGUGUGUGCUAAAUCUGUUGGGCCUCUGGGGGCCCCUGCUGGCCGGGCGCCCUAGGCAAUUGCCUGGUUUGCCUAAUGGGACGCGACGCCUCUGCCGGCGGGCGUACCAUAUUCAAUGGAUUCGAUCUUGGUGAAAAGUUUAGCUGUCCUAAGCAGCCUGAUUUAGAAUUCCCAUCAAGAAUGAUGGGAAACAAAAAACAGUCAUUGAUUUUAUUGCUGACACUGUGUUUCGGGGUCAUCAACAUGUUGUGCCCUCCCUGCCCCAACAGUCAAACUCUGCCUACGGCCUUGUGAAGUGUAUGGCCCUUCUAGAACAUUGCACUUACUCCUUUGUAUAAAUACUACAGUAGAUUUUGAGCAAUGUUAGGGGUCUUUCUUUAAAUAUGUAGCCCCCAUGUUACUUCAACGUUGUGACUUUGUUAUAACAUUAUUCAUUGCUGAUAAUACCAGGAUUAGCCACAGCAGAAUGAUGGGUCCACCAUCAAAUUUUACUCUGCUUAGCAAGUGGUUUUCUUAGAAUGCAGUGUUCUUUUCAUCACCAUACCGCACCACAAAUAACUCUUUGUUUCAUCAGUCCACUUUACACUUUUCCAAAAUGAAGGAAGCUAUCUUAUUCAAAUGUUCUUUUUUUAUCCCUCUACCGGUGUUUGUGGCAUGUGUGCAGAAAAGGUUUUUGACAAAUCACUCUCCCGUACGGCUUCUCCUUGUGCAAAGUGAGCUGAAUUGUUGAGCAAUUAUAUCGUCUGAAGCAAAAUGAUGUUGUGGUUUUUCGGUGGUGGUCUGUGGUUUGUCUAUGACCAUUCACAACGUAUUCUGCAACGCCAUCUGAUAUUUUUUUUGCCCUGCCACUGCUGGCCUUACUAAGAAUUGUGUGAGUGGUCUUCCAUUUCUGACCCCUCGCAAAAAGUAUGGAAUCACCAGUCUCGGACGAGCACUCACUCAGACAUUUUAUCAUGUAGAACAAACUAAGAUAAAAAUACAGAUUCUUGACCUUUGACACCUUGUCCAAUGCAGAUUCUUGACUCUUGACAAGGUGAUGAUGCUGGAACUUUUGUUUGGUGCUGUUCCAGUGAGAUUUACAAAGAGGACUGCCUGAGGAAAACAUCAAAAUUCCCUCAGUCCUUGAUGAUAUAGGGCUGCAUGUCAGGCAAAUGCACUGUAGAGAUGGCUGUGGUUAAAUCUUCAAUAAAUGCACAAGUUUACAUUGAAAUUUUAGACCACUUUCUUAUCUCUUCAAUUAAAAAUAUGUUUGUCAUUUUCCAAGAUGACAAUGCAUCAUGUCGCAGAGCUAAAACUGUUAACGCAUUCCUUGGAGAAAAACUCAUCCAGUCAAUGUCAUGGCCUGCAAAUAGCCCAAAUAGCCCAAAAUAGCUCAAAAAUUGAAAAUAAAUAAAUAAUAAUAAUAAUUUGAGAAAAAUGGUCUACAACAAGGCUCCAACCUGCAAGGAUGAUCUGGCAACUGCAAUCAAAGAGAGUUGGCACCAAAUUAAUGAAGAAAACUCAUCAAGUCCAUGCCUCAGAGACUGCAAGCUGUCCUAAAAGCAUAGGUGGUGCUACUAAAUACUAGAGAUAUGUUUUGAUUGUUAUUUUGUUUCUCAUGAUUCCAUAUUUUUUUCCUCAGAAUGAAGUGAUUCCGUAUAUAUUUCCCUGCACUUGCUUUAAAAAAAGUAACAUUUACUGACCACCUCAAUGUUUUUUAUUCAUUUCUUUUAGUGUUUCUGAAUGCUAAAGAGUUGCCCUUUUGAAGUAAUUCAUUAUUUUUGCUAACUUUUAAUCCGAGUUUGUUCUACAUGAUAAAAUGUCUGAGUGAGUGCUUGUCCGAGACUGGUGAUCCCAUACUUUUUGCUAGGGGUUGUAUAUCCCUCACAGUGGAAACUGGCAGCUGUUUUUUUUAGCCUCACUUAAACCGUGAUCUUUUCAUUCCGGUCAUUUGAGAGAUUUUUUGAUGCUCCUAUGUUGUCAUUCAAAGAAUUUUCUCAUGAUUGCAUGCAUCUUUCAAUAAGGUUUAGGGAGGCCUGAUAAGCUCGCAUGCCAAUUCUGGUCUCCAUUUCACCAGUGCUAAUAAGUUACAGGUAUUCAAGUCAACAAAAAACAAUUUUUUUCACCUAUUAAAUUUUGUUUUAAUGCAUGUUGCACAGCUUCCCUUAGUUCAACACGCCUAGUUUAAUUUCUGAAAUGUUACUCCGUCCAUCAAAACGAAGUUUUUUAAUCAAACACCCAAUGAUUUAUACAUUAAAAUAAUGGACAUUGUCAGGGGCACCCAAACAUUUUCAUACCAAUGUUAUUACCUGACUUGCAUUCAUCAGAGGUCUCCUGUGGUGCACUACUGUUGACUCUUAUGAGUCUUUCCCAGGUCAAAGGAGCUGAUGAAGGCAAAUAGAGCAGCUAUCUAUAUGUACUCAGUGUUUUAGUUGCUAUUUUCUAAUAGUUUAUUUUGCACUAGAACACAAUCAAGCGUCUAUUUCAGCCAACACAUUGCAUAUGCAGGGAUUGGCUCAACCACUAUCACUGUUAAGCAUGAACGGGCACAAAGUUUUACAUGUUAUUUUUCUUAUUAGUGGUCCACGUCGGCACUUUAUCCUCUAAGGGGAAGGAAGCAUAGACGCUGAUUUUAGAAUGAACAUUAGAGCUGUCGGUGAAGGUGUAUGAUGGUUGUAGUGUAUGUGCAACCGGAAACCUUGGUGCACUGUAUGUGUCACCAUCAGACUGCCGAUAAUGUGAAACAGUCAUGAGAGUUGAAUGGACGUUGACGUGAUCUUAUAUAGGUCUUAUGAUGCGUCUCAACGUUUGCAAUGGCUUUAUCAGUCAUUUCGGACAUUUUGUCAUGCUACCCAAUUUUGCCACUAGAAUUACGUCCAUCACUAGCAAAUAUCCUUCUGUAUGUUUCACACUCUGUGUUCUGUACUGUUGUAAUGAUGUAAAUCUGUUCCUAUGAUAACACUGGAGAACAACGAUUUUUGUUGAGUUAGGUCUGACAGCUGUAUCUACUUAGUAUUUGGGUGCAGAAUCCAAAACUGAUCUCAGUUGUUCUUCAUCACGUCAUGUUUUUGAACUGUAGGAUCCUACUUUUCUUAAUGGGAAACUUGUAGGAUCUAAUAGGCCACAACAGUUCUCUUUUGCUAAAAUAUGUUAUUCGAAACACAUCAAAUAUUGCCAUUGAUUUAAAAAUCUAUUAUAUUUAGUACAAGUUUUGACCUACGGAGGGAGCCAUAUUUUGUGCGUGCAAUGGACGCUCUGGAUGAUAACAUAGUUUGUCACUCACUAGACGAACAUUACCGGUCUUCUGCAAUUCCUUCUACACAGCGAGACGUCCAACACAUGCGCACAUCGGUUAAAACCGUCGAGUACUUACUAAUUGUGUUUUUAUUGAGUCUUUCAUUACAUGUUCAUUGCCUCAAAAUCCUUUUGCAUGUAUUUCCCAAUCAUAUUUUUAAGCAUUAUGUUUUCUUAUGGUGGCUUUAAAGCAGAUUGUUGAUCUGUUGACCACAUUAGUCACGUAGCAUAUUUAAACCACCCUUAUUUGAUAUUACUACAUUUAAGUAAUUUCUUCAGGCAUCUUUAGUAUGUUCUCUCUGUAUGCAUCUAAACAAACCAAGCUGAAAGCGCACGGUAGUAAUUUGGGUGUCAAAUUUUGCUGCGUCACCAGUAGGUAGAUGAGGAGACAGUGUAAAGCGCUUUAAGGGCCUUAAAAGGUGGAAAGGGGCUAUACAAGUGUAACACCAUUUACCAAAUUCGACUCUUUUAGAACUUUUCACAGGUGUAGCAUAUUCCAGUUUUGUCAUACUCUCGUCUUAUCCCGUCUUUCCUGUUCAUUUUGCUCUUGCUGCUCGUUUUGUGAAGUAUCAACAGUGCUGUCAUGCUCAUUAAUGUUCCUCUCGGGUUCAAAUUGAAAGGGUUGAACAGAUGACAUGUUUAUGUCGCUAGUAAUACUCUUGAAGCCCGGCAGCGUAACCAUGUGACAUCACGAUCCUGCGACGUCAACAACAAUGACGACCUACAAGUUCAACUAAUUUUACAAAUUGUAUAAAGGGGUUUCAAUAUUAUGAGUUAACUCAUAAUAACGUUUAUCUACAAAGAACUACAAGUCUUGCUAUCCGUGGAUCCCUUUAAAAACAUUAAGAAUACUCUUAACGAUGUGCUUAAAAAAAAAAAAAAAAAAAUCAAAUAUUCACCAUGAAAAUUUUGAAAUAUAAAAGUAACAGGUAUGACUGCCACAUUUAACAAUUUUUUUUCCCUCACCAAGGAUAUAGCUACUGAGUGCAUGUAGUAACAACGUAGAAAGUAAGUUAGCUGUGGACAAAAAAACGACGUUCUAGAAUAAAACUGACAGCAAUUUUGGAAUCUGCCAGCCAAUUUUAGUUUCAGACAGCAUAAAAACCUAACUCGACAGAUUUUUUUCUUUCAUAUUGUUCCAUAUUAGUCAAAAAGCACAAUUACAAUAUAUAUUAGUGAUCAUAGAGCAGUUUGCCUAGAACAGGGUUCUCAGUGAUUAGUGUUUUAUUCAUAUUGGAAUCCCUUAGUACUGCAUAUAAGGUGUGUUCAGGUACCAUCGCACCAAUAAUGAUGUGAUACACUCAUUCACCAUAGUUAUCAUAGUAUACAAGCACAUUACUUACAAAAAAUGUCCCACAACUAAGGACAGAUUUGUAGGAAUCCAACAUCUUCCAUGUACAUCUUUAGCAUGUAUUGUAUUUUGAACACCCUGUAUUUGAAUUUUCAACAGUUAAACUGAAAAAAAAAACAACACGACCCAGCCACCAAAAGUUUUCUAAGUCUUAUUUUUUAAUGAUGCAUUUGUACAAAAAGCCAUAGGCUUACAUGUUUUGAUAAUAAAAUCACUUAACUUAUUGUGUCAAUAAAAAGAACACUGGAUGUGACUGUGUGUGAUGGAUGUUAUUGCAACGAAAAAUAGAACAACCUGCUG